AUGUAUGGGGAGCGGUUCACGCUUGAGAGCGACCACCAACCGCUCAAGUGGAUCCUCACCAACGGUAAGCUGACGGGCAAGAUGGCAAGGUGGGCCUUGAUGCUCAGCGAAUUUAACUUUGAGGUUGUCCACCGGCCGGGGAUAGACAAUGAGAUGGAUUGUCUAAGUCGGUUUCCACAGGAGAGCGCGGAGGACUGCGCAGGGGUGCGCCAGGAGGGGGAGCUGGAGGAUCGCUUCGUAUGGCCGGCGGCCAUGUGCUUGGCAUGGAUGCCCCUGAGGCAAGGCGCGCGGUUUGUGGUGCGCGGGACGGGGGAGCCUGUGGUGGCGGCGGCGGCGGCCCUCAGGUCCGAUGUGACGGUGUCGGGUGAGCAGCAGCGCAGGGCAGGGACGCAGGGAGCAGCGCUGGGGAGGCGUGUGGAGCUGGGAGACGGGCGGCAGGAACGCAGCCAGGAGGCGGUGGCCGGGGGGGCGCUGCCAAGGCACAGGGCAGGCGCGUCAGCCAGCGAGUCCAGAGCGCGCGCAGCAGUGGCGGCGUCAGGCGGCCAGCUGGGAGGGCGCCAGGUCCAGGAGCCGGAGCGCGCGCUGAGCCAGGAGCGCAGCCAGGGGCGCAGCCAGGGGGCGGUGACCGGGGGGGCACUGCCGAGGCGCAGGGCAGACGCGCUAGCCGGUGAGUCAGGAGCGCGCGCGACAACGGCGGCGCCAGGCAUGCAGCUAGAGGGGCGCCAGGUCCAUGGGCUGGGGCGCGCGCUGGGACAAGACGCUGGCGCGGAGGCGCAGGGAGUAGAGGUGGAGUGGGGUGGGCCCCACCCUGGGGUCCAAGCGGCAGGUGCGGCUGAGGUCUGGGAGGAUGCACCGCUGUUGGCGCUACUCAGGGGGUCAGGAUUUGCCCCCUCAGCAGAUCGCGCAGAGCGCGAUCGGCUGAGCACCGAGCGCGACAGUAUGGGUGGGCGGGAACCCAUCUGGUGCGGCGAAUGGAUGGAGGGGGCGAGCGGGUGGUGCCCCGAGUUGGGGAGCGGGAGCGGCUCAUCCGGGACAUCCACGAGCGGGCCGGGCACUUCGGGGUCAAGAAGACCCUGUCUCUUCUUGCCCCGCACUACUGGUGGCUGGGGUUGGCCACCGACGUGGCGAGGGUGGUCCGGGGCUGCCAACGGGUUGAGCGAGCGGGUCGUGGGGUUGGUGAAGCGGGCCCUGCGCAAGUGGUGUUUGGGGCAUGCGUCUGAAGAGUGGGAUGCCUACUUGCCAUGGGUGGCAAUGGGCUAUAACUUCAGUGCUCAGGCAUCCCUGGCUGGCUUCUCCCCGUACCAGAUCCUGUUUGGUAGGGAUCCCGUGGUCCCCGGGGCAAUCAAGGUGGCGCUGGAGGAGCCGCUGGAUCUGGAUUGCCCGGAGCGGUUGAGGGCGCUGGUGGCGCAGCGGGCCGCGCUGUUCGGGAGGUGGAUGCCCAUGGCGAUGGGCAACCUCCAGAUUGCGCAGCAUCGCGACACGCUGCGGUACGCCAAGACGCGCAGCGGGGCAUGGAAGCCACAGCUUGUCCAGUACGGGGUGGGGGAUUAUGUUUAUCUCCAGCGGGAGAUGCUAGACACGCUGGACACUAGAGCAGGUGAGCGUGUCCUGCGGGUGCGGGCUGUGGGGGCAAAUGGCGUCCUGGAGCUGGAGGGGGCGGAUGCGAGGACAGUCCGGGUUCACGUGGAGCGGUGUGCCCCGUGUCACCGCCCCGAUGUGGACGGGAGGAUGGACCCGAGGGCGGCGGUUCCUCCGCCAGACUUCGCGUGCACGAGGUGUCGGAAGGCGUCGGGGGCAGCCAGGAUGCUGCUGUGUGACGGAUGUGGGGCAGGGUGGCACUUGGAGUGCCUGGACCGGCCCCUGUCGGCAGUCCCAGAGGGGGACUGGUAUUGUGUGCGGUGCCGGGGGGCACAGGACUCACUGGGCCAGAGGCCAGCAGCUUUAUAG
Molecule: messenger RNA, 1947 nt
Organism: Klebsormidium nitens
Lineage: Eukaryota; Viridiplantae; Streptophyta; Klebsormidiophyceae; Klebsormidiales; Klebsormidiaceae
Source: the annotation of a GenBank genome assembly